This is a messenger RNA of Colius striatus (speckled mousebird), 720 nucleotides long. Its product is annotated as scale keratin-like. The transcript is spliced from 2 exons. Lineage: Eukaryota; Metazoa; Chordata; Aves; Coliiformes; Coliidae. Gene Ontology annotation, molecular function: structural constituent of cytoskeleton. The record is from RefSeq and is a predicted model, not a curated record. Bases 163 to 528 code for a protein of 121 amino acids. Gene Ontology annotation, cellular component: intermediate filament.
CUGCCUGGCAGGAGGGAGGGAGUGCCGGCUCUGCAGAUUGGCCCAGGCCAGGCUGAGCAAUGCUGGGGCUGCUAUAAGAGCUCUGCCUGUGCCAGGCUCUGCCAAGCCCUGCUCUGGUGCCUUCUCGUCUAGGAACAGGAGCCCGUGCCAGCCCGUGCCAAGAUGUCCUGCUCCGAGCUGUGCCCACCAAAGGCCAGCGUGGCCGUGCCCCAGCCCAUCGCUGAGAGCUGCAACGAGCUGUGCGCCCGGCAGUGCCCCGACUCCACGGCCUUCAUCCAGCCACCCCCCGUCGUCGUCACCUUCCCCGGCCCCAUCCUCAGCUCCUUCCCGCAGCAAGCCGUGGUGGGCUCCUCCGGAGCACCCGCCUUUGGGGGCUCCCUGGGGCUGGGGGGCCUCUACGGCGCCGGGGCCACGCUGGGCUCGGGGGGCCUCUGCACCUUUGGCAGAGCCUACGCUGCUCCCGCCUGCAGCCCUUGCGCCGUGCCCCGCUACAGCAAGAAGCUCUGGGACACCUGCGGGCCCUGCUAGACCCAGCCCAAGGACCCUCACACACCUCGGCCUCUCGCCUGCUCUCCCUCCUCCUCUCCUGCCCCUCUCCCCAUGGCCACUCCUCUCCUCCUGCCCCGCUCUGCCCCUCCACCAGCAUCCCACCGGGCACUGGCCUGGCUCUGCAAUGGCUGCCACGGGGCAGAAGCCUGAGGGAGCCCCUCUCCUGAGAGC